AAGAGGGGAAGAAGGCGGCCGGGGCGGGGGGAGCGCUCCUGAGAGCACUGAGGGGCGGGCCGGGGACGGGCGCGAGAGUCACAUAUCUGGUAGGCAGCAAGUCCUGCCACUCCCUGCCCCCCGUCCCGAGAUUGGGCGAAUGUUAUUGGCUCAGCCCGCGAGCGAGCGAGCGAGCGGCCUCCCGUCGACGGUUAUGAAAAGCAGGCGCGCGCGCCGGUCCCGUGUGCGUCUGCGGGCGUUUUGUUGUGAGUGACCAAAGCUGUGUCGCCAUAGAAGCCUUUCAGCUUCGUAUGGGUCGGUGGAAAGGGUUGCCAGGCGCUUGAGGAGGCAUCAUCAGAUAGUUGUGCUGUUGUGCUGAAUGACAUGUGUCCGGCAGAUCCAGCAUCUGAGCAGUUUAAAGAGCCAUAUGAAAGGUUCAUACAUCAGCAUCUUCAAUAUUAUGGCUAUUUCAAAGAUGAAAAUGUUCCUCAGAGCCCCAGUUUGCCUCUUGAAAGUUGGAAGAGUUCUUGCCCUGUGUCGAAGCCGGGUAACUUCCACAAGAAAAGUAGAGCAGAAAAUAAUUCAAGCAAGAACUCAUUCUGUUCACUUAUGAUGGAGACUGCACUUCUUAAAAGCAACCAACUUAUGUUUGACCAUCCAGAAGGGCCUGGUAUUCCGCGCUUGAGAGAACCUCGGAAUCUUUUUUCUCUUCCCCAUGAUUCACUGUUGGCUCCACUCUGGCCAGUAGAAUGUGAAGUGAUCAAGGAUUAUAUCCACCACAUUGAGUGGGUUCCUCCUGAACCUGAACCUUUCUAUCAGCCAACAGAAAAUGAAAUGGCUCCAGAAGUAAUGGGAGAGGAUCGUGGAACUGUUGUCUAUGUCAUAGAUCCAGCAACCAAGGGUACCUGUUUCACUGGUUCCCGAGUUGGAGGGUCGAAAGAGCCCAUCAAAUCAGCUGCAGUCAGCUUAAGAGAUCCAGAAGACACCACGCUGUUGUUUGAAUCACGCUUUGAGAGUGGGAAUCUCCAGAAAGCUGUCAGGGUAGGCAAGUAUGAAUAUGAACUCACAUUGCGGACAGAUCUUUAUACCAGCAAGUACACGCAAUGGUACUAUUUCAGAAUACAAAAUACUAGAAAGGAUGUCACCUAUCGCUUCACUAUUGUUAAUCUGAUGAAAGCCAAGAGUCUCUACAGUGUAGGGAUGAAGCCUCUCCUGUACUCUGAAAAGGAUGCCCAGUCUCAUGGUAUUGGCUGGAGGAGAGAGGGCAGUAACAUUAAAUAUUAUAAAUAUAACACAGAAGAUGGUCAGACCCUAUAUUGCCUCACCUGGACAUUUCGUUUUCCACAUAGCCAUGAUACAUGUUAUUUUGCUCACUUCUAUCCUUACACCUAUACAGACCUGCAGCACUACCUCAUGACUUUAGUAAAGAAUCCACUCUGUUCUCAGUAUUGCAAACUUCGCCCUCUAUGCCGCAGUCUAGCUGGGAACACAGUCUACCUCCUCACUAUUACCAAUCCAUCCAAAAGUGCCAUUGCUGCUGCUGCAAAGAAGGCUAUUGUACUAAGUGCCAGAGUUCAUCCUGGGGAAACAAACAGUUCGUGGGUGAUGAGAGGCUUCCUUGAUUUCAUCUUAAGUGAUUCCCCUGAUGCUCGACUCCUUCGGGAUCUCUUCAUAUUCAAGGUUGUGCCCAUGCUAAACCCAGAUGGAGUAAUUGUUGGAAAUUACCGCUGCUCACUGGCAGGAAGGGACUUGAACAGGAACUACAGAACAGUAUUGAAGGAAUCCUUUCCUUGCAUUUGGCACACUCGAGCCAUGAUCAAAAGGGUCCUUGAAGAUCGUGAAGUUCUGUUGUACUGUGACUUCCAUGGACACAGCCGGAAGAAUAAUAUAUUCAUGUAUGGCUGUAACAACAAAUAUGCACAAGAGCGAUUAUUCCAUGAACGAAUCUUUCCUCUUAUGCUAAGCAAGAAUAUUCCUGACAAGUUUUCUUUCAACAGCUGUAAGUUUCAAGUCCAAAAGUGCAAAGAAGGAACAGGACGGGUUGUGAUGUGGCGAAUGGGGAUAGUGAAUAGCUAUACUAUGGAAUCUACAUUCAGUGGGACAACUCUGGGCAAUAAUAAUAACUCUCAUUUUACCUAUGAGGAUCUCAAAUCUCUGGGCUACCAUGUCUGUGACACCUUAUUGGACUUUUGUGACCCUGACCGUUCUAAGUUUCAGCAAUGCCUAUCUGAACUUAAGGAACUACUGAAGCAAAAAAUCCAGAGAAAGCUCUCAGAGCUGGGCCAUGUACAAAACAUAGAUGGUACUUGGAGUGACAUCUCUCUAUCAGAUGUUGAAUCCAGCACAAGUGGCUCAGACAGUUCCCAGUCAGAUGGCCCCCCUGCACAUUUGCUCAACAUGGAUGAGAAGGAUUUUAAUGAGAAGAAGAAAAAGAAGAAAAAGAAACAACUCAGAACAAGGAAGGAAAGGAAUGAGUUGCAUCAGAAACUUACUCUGAGUCAAACACCAAAACAUAAGAAAGAUACCCUGGUUUUCUCUCUCACACAGUUGCAAAACCAGACUGGGCAGCAGCCCACCUUCUGCUUCACUGGGAAAGGGGAAGGAGGAUCUGCAAAGGAAAGGGGAAGCAGAAUCGCUACGGGGCACCAGGCACCAUCCUGCCAGCAAAGUGCGGCUAGAGUUAGUUGCCAGGAAAGCUCAAUUUCUCCAAGUGUUGAAAAAAAUCAUAGCCUUUCCAAGAGAUCAUGGAGAGACAACAGUUCAGAACAGAAGAACAAGCAAAUGAAUCAAGUACUCUGUGUGUGUCAGAACCGAAAUCUAGAAAAUUCACUCUCUACAUUUGUGCAAGAAGAAAAUGUAGAUAAGAAGUAUCAAGAACUCACUUUGGGUAAGCAGAACAUCCCAAUAAUUGAACCUGAGAUAAAGAUCAAGGGUCCCCAGCCGCUCCUUGUAGCUAUGAUUCCAUCAAUAGAACAGCGACGGAGCCUCACAAAGUCACCCAUCAAACAGCACCCAUUUUCCUUCCAUUUACAGUCUGAUGAAGAACUUCAUGAGAAACAGAAUGCAGGCACUUGUGUUUCAUCCGAAUGUCCUCGUGGUCUUGGAGUCAAACGACACAGGUCCAUGUGGUGGAAUCCUGAAGUGCCUUCUGUGACUUUAAUGCUGCGUCGAAGUCUUUCUUUGAAAUCUCAUAGCAUUAUUGACAACAAAAACCUGUGGAAUCUGAACCAAAGCAGGUCACAGAUUAUUCCCUACCGAGAAUACAAAUGGAAACCACUCAAAAUUGACUACAUGGUUCUGAAGUCUGAAAAUGAACAUCAUGCCAAAGUCAGGGGAACUCCAAACAUGAUUGGACAAAAAUAUUCAUUAUUGAAGAACAGAGAGGGUAAUCCAAAGGCAAAGUUUGUGCACAAGGAACAUCUUGUGCCCUCCUAUGAAGCCAUAGACUUUUAAUAACUCACAAAGAGUUAAUUUGUUAGAAGGAAAGCUGGCACUCUCCUGUUGCAGGCCUAUUACAAAUGUUUAGCACAAAGUCUACUGCAUUUUGAUGAUGAGAGAAUUUGGAGUGUUGAUAAAGAGGAUGGGAGAUUUCAGUUGUCUUAUUUUUAUAGGUUUGUAGCUGAGAUUAGCUAAUAUGAAAGGGCAAAGCUUUCCCCCUGUUAAGACCUUUGGUUAGUACAAUGCAUUUCAGGAAGAACACAUAAUUUCCACCCCUAUAUUUUAUUCAUAAAGUGAAUAUGUAGGAAGUACUUGCAAGGAAGUAUUGGCAGGUAGGAGCUGCUGAACCUCCUUGCCCGCAGCUUCUGCAGAUGCCUCACAUGGCUAUUUUUAAUUAUUCCCCACCAAGUCAGGGUCAAAAAUCAGAAGAGGGGAAAGAUCCAGUGGGCAUAGGAUGACUCAGUGAGUGUGAGGGGUUAAACAGCCUUUCCCUCAUGCUAAUUCUCUAUAAAUUCCACUUCCACCAUCAGACACGCAUUCCCCAGCCCUCCACCAUUACUUCCCAAAUUCACAUUUACUGAGGUUGCAUGUCAUUCUACCAUUUUUUUCCUUUUGUAACCCCCCCCCAAAGUUUGCUAUCAAAUGUGUACAUGAAUUAUUAUUAUUUUAAUGAUGAAGGGUGAAUAUCUGAAAUACUAUUACGUUGAAUUAAUAAUAGAUGAUUGUGUAGCAGUGGGCACAAUUAUAACAGAAACAAUUCUGUUGCUGUAAUGUUGGAACCACACAGGGAAAAAAUGCAAUACUCAGCUACAGGUUUUGUAGCGUUUUUACCUCUAAAGUGGUACUGUUACUCUUUGUGAGUGAAAAGUAUGUCUUGUUGAACAUUAAACGGCAUAGUAAAGGUACUGAAGGUGCAACUCUAUUUUUUUAAGUUUUCAGUUGUCAUAAAAUAAUUGUUAGUGUUCUAAAACACACCCAAACAGAACAUAUUUAUGUAGAAAUCUAUUGAAUGAUAUUUCAUUUUGCACAAUGUAGCUAAAAACUAUUUCUGUGAAGAAUCCAUCCACUCGGGUGUAAACUUUGAUGACCUGUUAUAAACAAGUCAGUUGUGUUA
Messenger RNA from Podarcis muralis (Common wall lizard), 4531 nucleotides. RefSeq names its product AGBL carboxypeptidase 2 (gene AGBL2). Lineage: Eukaryota; Metazoa; Chordata; Lepidosauria; Squamata; Lacertidae. Gene Ontology annotation, biological process: proteolysis. The record is from RefSeq and is a predicted model, not a curated record. Gene Ontology annotation, molecular function: zinc ion binding; metallocarboxypeptidase activity.